Messenger RNA from Cynocephalus volans (Philippine flying lemur), 4873 nucleotides. RefSeq names its product Sep (O-phosphoserine) tRNA:Sec (selenocysteine) tRNA synthase (gene SEPSECS). The record is from RefSeq and is a predicted model, not a curated record. The coding region runs from base 55 to 1572 and encodes 505 amino acids. Gene Ontology annotation, biological process: conversion of seryl-tRNAsec to selenocys-tRNAsec; selenocysteine incorporation. Gene Ontology annotation, molecular function: O-phosphoseryl-tRNA(Sec) selenium transferase activity; tRNA binding. Lineage: Eukaryota; Metazoa; Chordata; Mammalia; Dermoptera; Cynocephalidae. The transcript has 11 exons.
UCCGGCGUGUGGCGGUGGUUCUCCCGCGUCUCCGCCCCAGUGGCCCCCGCCGUCAUGAACCGCGAGACCUUGGCGGCGGGCGAGCGGCUGGUGUCGCCGGCGUACGUGCGGCAGGGCUGUGAGGCCCGCCGCUCACACGAGCACCUCAUGCGGCUGCUUCUGGAGAAGGGCAAGUGUCCAGAAGAUGGUUGGGAUGAAAGCACACUUGAACUCUUUUUACAUGAACUUGCAAUCAUGGACAGCAACAAUUUCUUGGGCAAUUGUGGUGUGGGAGAAAGGGAAGGGAGAGUGGCAUCUGCAUUAGUCGCUCGUCGUCAUUACAGGUUCAUUCAUGGAAUUGGGCGAUCGGGUGAUAUUUCUGCUGUGCAACCAAAAGCUGCAGGCUCUAGCCUUUUGAACAAAAUUACCAAUUCUUUGGUCUUGGACAUCAUAAAGUUGGCUGGUGUCCAUACAGUAGCCAGCUGCUUCGUAGUUCCUAUGGCAACUGGUAUGAGUCUAACCCUGUGUUUCUUAACGUUACGACACAAAAGACCAAAGGCAAAGUAUAUUAUAUGGCCACGAAUAGACCAGAAGUCCUGCUUUAAAUCCAUGAUUACUGCAGGUUUUGAACCUGUGGUGAUAGAAAACAUUUUGGAAGGUGAUGAGCUGCGCACAGACCUGAAAGCAGUGGAGGCUAAAGUCCAGGAACUUGGGCCUGAUUAUGUUCUGUGUAUUCAUUCUACCACAUCCUGUUUUGCUCCAAGGGUGCCUGAUAGAUUAGAAGAACUGGCUGUGAUUUGUGCUAAUUAUGGCAUUCCACAUAUAGUCAACAAUGCUUAUGGAGUGCAGUCUUCAAAGUGUAUGCACCUCAUUCAGCAGGGAGCUCGGGUUGGUAGAAUAGACGCUUUUGUUCAGAGCUUGGACAAAAAUUUUAUGGUUCCAGUAGGUGGUGCUAUAAUUGCUGGCUUUAAUGAUUCCUUCAUUCAGGAAAUCAGCAAGAUGUAUCCAGGAAGAGCUUCAGCUUCACCUUCUUUAGAUGUCCUUAUUACUUUGCUAUCACUUGGAUCAAAUGGUUAUAAGAAGCUAUUAAAAGAAAGAAAGGAAAUGUUUUCAUAUUUGUCCAACCAACUAAAGAAGCUGUCAGAAACCUACAAUGAAAGAUUGCUGCAUACACCUCACAAUCCCAUAUCUUUAGCUGUGACGCUUAAGACACUACAUGAACUCCCGGAUAAAGCUGUCACUCAACUUGGCUCAAUGCUUUUUACCAGACAGGUUUCUGGAGCCAGGGUUGUGCCUCUUGGGUCUGUGCAAACUGUGAGUGGCUACACUUUCAGAGGCUUUAUGUCACAUACAAAUAAUUACCCCUGUGCUUACCUCAAUGCUGCAUCAGCCAUCGGAAUGAAGAUGCAGGAUGUGGACUUGUUCAUAAAGAGACUUGACAAGUGUUUAAAGACAGCACGAAAAGAACAAAAUAAAGAGAAUGAUGUAUGUGGAGUUGACAAUUAUGACAAACCAGAAGAUGUGGAUAUUGAAGAAAUGGCUUUAAAACUAGAUAAUGUGCUUCUUGACACAUACCAGGAUGCUUCUUCAUGACAUGUGAAGAGUUUAUUUUUGGUAAUUUGAAAGAAACGAUGAGGCUGAGUAUAAGUAAGCAAUUUAAAGACAAGACUUGAGAUUUUUGAAUUGAGAAUUUCAUAGGCAAUAUUCAGUUAAGGAAUAGACUGAGCUAGCCGUUGAUGAUUGUUAUGUUUUUUAUUAGACUGCCUGAAUCCUUGUGAUCCUUAAUAGGUCAUAAUAUACAAUGGGCAUUUUUCUAAUUGUUAAAAUAUUUGUCAAUUGGGCCAGCCUGUGGCUCACUCGGGAGAGUGUGGUGCUGAUAACACCAGGGCCACGGGUUCGAUCCCACAUAGGGAUGGCCGGUUGCUCACUUGGUGCUGACAACACCAAGUCAAGGGUUAAGAUCCCCUUACCGGUCAUCUUUAAAGAAAAAAUAUAUAUAUAUUUGUCAAUAAAGCAUCAUGAUUCAGGUAAUUCUUACUAAUAGAUUGACAGUAAAAUUACCUCUAAUUCUCUCUGAAAUGUAGAGAGCUUCCUCCUACCUAUUCUUCACCUUCCACAAAUUACUUGUUUCUGAUCACACAGAAUUUAGAAAGAUCUCUUAUGCUACUGAUUACUACAUAUUUGUUGCAGUGUGUGUCACACUAUGCCUGUAAAAUGGACAUUCUCCAGGGAAGCACAGUCAAGGUAUAAACUUUAAUUUUGACUCAAAAGUAGUAGUUCUCAACUGGUGAUUUGCUUAUGUCUAAGCAAAAUCUAGGGACAUUUUUGGUUGUCACAACUUGUGGGAUACUACAGACAUCUACACAGUAGAGGCUAGGGGUGCUGCUCAACAUCCUACAAUGCACAAGACAACUCCCUACAGCAAAGACUUACCCGGCCCAAAACGUCAAUAGUGCUAAGGUUGAGAAACACUGCUCUCAAAUAAAUGAACUCCAGUAAAGAGAAGUUUUCCAUAGCAACUUUAGUUAUUCAGUAGUAUUUCAAAGAAGAUAGCUCUAUAAAUGGUAUCAAGCUAUACUGUAUAGAGAACUUUGAGUGAUAACCAGGGUCAUUAGUCAUUAUAAAUUGUUUUAUGGCACUUGUGCAUUUUUCCAUUUGGGCAAGUGAAAAACUAUAGUUUUCACUUACUGUUCCACUUACUGUUUUUGCUUUAAGCACCCUUUGCAUAUUGGUUAGUUUGUUAGGGGUUGUGCACAGCCAUCGUCAAGAUUUGGCUGAUAUGGGUAUUUUUGAACAUAUUUUUGCUAGGGAGGUGAAAGUGAUAUAGUAUGAGAAAAAGGUGUAUUCCUCCCUCCCUGCUCAUAUGCUCAUUUUCUGAGUCUGAAAUUCCAGACUUACUAGCUCUACCAAUUAUUUGUUAAUAUCAAGAAAUAGACUGAUGUCUCAUAGCCUGAGAACUCAGUGAAGCUUCUGAAUGCACCACUGUGCCAAAGUCAUUUUCGUGAAAACCUUCUCUUUGGAGCAUUGUUCCUAAGAAAUGCUCAUGGGGGGAAGAAGUUCUUUCGGUGAAUAAUUUUAGGAAACACCUUUAAAAACCUGUCUGUUGGUGUAUUAAAGCCUCUAAAAAUUUCUUCAGUUGGAGUAUAUCCUUAUCCAAAGAGGAACCCAUUUUUUAAGUGAAAUACUUAUUAACAUUCCAUUGAACAUAUUUUCAAAAACACUGCAGUAGAAAACACUGUUGAUUUCUGGAUUGUAUUUUUCUUAUCGAUUUGGUGGUGCAAACUAUGUAUGAGAAAGGAAUUUUCUGGUAUCCUGGUGACAUUGUAAAUUAUCCCAGACUGUUUUGAAACAUGAGCUCAGGCAGAUGCCACCCCCUUUAAUGUGUAAGUUAGAAUACCUUAGAUACUGGGUUGGCAACCUUGGAAGUAAAGACUGUGUUGAGAUAAACUACCUAAUUAUAAACAUCAUAAAGAUUAUUUUUAAAUGUAUUAUAUUUUGGGGGUUCAAAAAUUUUUUUUAAAUUUUAAAUAGCUAUAAUAACUCAUGUCACAUGAGUAAGUCUGUGGAUUAAAAAGUCGUGUAAUGUUUUUAUGUGAAUUUGGGACCAAAUUGUAAAACCACUAAAGCUGAAGAGUUGCAGCAGAACCUCUAGAGUCUGAGAAAGGGAAUGAAAUGAUGUUGCAAAUGUAAAUGCUGGCAGUGCAGCUUACUAUACAUGUAAGCCAAAAUUGUUUUAUAGAACAAGUGAUCUAUAUUGUGUGAUCAUCAUUUAGCUUAAGAAAGGCCAGAGCUGAGAGACUAGCAAAUGUUUCCUUAUCUGCAGUGUAUCAGCAGUUCUUGGGCUUCAGCUGCUGAAUAGAUAAUAAUUCUAAUUGAAGAUAAAUUACAUGAACCCACAUGUGAAUGAUAGAUAUGUUAUAACAUUUUGCUCCUGAUGCAUAAAAUCAGCUGCAGUUUUUAUUAUUAACCCUUUCUCUUCCAGUGGUUUUGGAAUUCCAGCUCUAUUCCUGCUGGCUUCAAAUGUGACCCUGAGGUCAUAGAAUUCACAACGGUUUUUGAAGGGAUGUUGUAGGUUCUGUAUAUUCAGGCUUUCCUUUGCUCCCAACCCAGUGUCAUUUUUCCUCAUUCUCUCCCAUUUCCACAUGUAAGUUCUAAAGGGGCUGGCCAGUUAGCUCAAUUGGUUAGAGCGCCACCUUGUAACACCAAGUCCAGGGUUUGGAUCCCGGUACCAGCCAGCUGCCAAAAAGAAAAAGAGUCUAAUAAAAACUAUGUAUAUAAAAUUACUUAUAAAUUGCUAGUACUGACUGGUAAGCCUCAUAAUUGGCCUUUGUCUUUGUAUCCUUGAACUGGGGCAGGGGCAAUCAGCAGAUGAUACAUUUCCAGUCAUUACCUAAGAUGGUCUCUUCUAUCUUUAGGAUCCAACUACCCUUAAUAAGAUUAUGAGGUAGAAGUCUGAAGUUUAGUUUUUAAAGUCAUUGGGCUGUAGUAGUCUACCUAGAAAAGAAAAAUCAAGUAACACAAAAUAUUCUUUUGGUCUACACAAUUCAUUACUUAUACACAUGGAAGGGAAAGAUAUUUUAAAUCAAAUUCUCAAUUUGGCUCUUAGGUCCUCUUCUCUCUCUAUUAGGGAAGGAAAUGUGAUAACAGCUUUAAGAACCCAGUGUUCAACUGUAAAUCUUUCUAUGUAGCUUUUUGUAUUAGUUGAAUGAAGUUAUAGACUAUGAAUUAUUGGAUACAAUUCUGUUCAGCCAAUAGACACUUGAUAUACAGAAUGGUAAAUUUAAAUAUAAAUUAAAUUUUUUCUAAUAUUUUGACCUACCAUAUAACUCUGCUGUGAUUCUUUUUUUCUAACCACUCUAUAAUAAGAAUUGUCAUUGAGGCCUGAGCGAAAGAA